This is a messenger RNA of Fusarium venenatum, 1764 nucleotides long. RefSeq lists its product as uncharacterized. Gene Ontology annotation, biological process: monoatomic cation transport; transmembrane transport. Gene Ontology annotation, cellular component: membrane. The record is from RefSeq and is a predicted model, not a curated record. Gene Ontology annotation, molecular function: monoatomic cation transmembrane transporter activity. Lineage: Eukaryota; Fungi; Ascomycota; Sordariomycetes; Hypocreales; Nectriaceae.
AUGAGUUCUCCAACUACCCCUUCAAAGCAUGGCAAUCAUGCCCAGUUCCGUCGCCCUUCGUUCCUAUCCAACGAUGAUAGCCACAAUCCCCUCGGCACGCGCAGUGGCCAUCUCCAGUCACUAAUCCGCAGUCGCUCCCAACAGAGCAUGCAUAGCCUCAGCGGCUCCCUCCCUGGGCAUUCUGCUGCUUUCUGGAUGGGCGACGAUGAGGAGGCUGGAUUGAUCCGCCACGACAACGACGAGCUUGGUAGACUGCUUGCCGAUGAGCGCCGACUAACCCAACUGCUUCACGGUCCCCAGAACCGCAGCGCCAAGCUAAUUGGCCGAAGUAACCCUCGAUACCGCUGGGAGCAGUACUGGAGACCAGAGGAAGAGUUGGUUUCUAUGCCUAAGCAUCUGCGCGAGUACUAUGAGAGAACAAACGAUUUGAUUCAGCAAUACUUGUACAUCGAUGCUCUUCUCGACUCGGCGAUCCCCCAUGAUCUUCUUAACGAGUACCAGGCAGAGCUCGAUGCAUCUGCUUUCCGACCAGUUGAUGUACCGGAUACUAUCAACGAGGAGCCCUCGACCAGCACGUCCGAGACCUCUCCUCUCAAUAACUCGACUCCUGCGUCCAUCACACCGGGAUCAUAUGGCGCCAUCAGCGUCAAGCACAGCAACUCUUCCACCAAACUUCCUGCUGCUCGCACUCCUCAGGACAUCUUCCGAUCUUCUGAGAACCUGCCUCUGCUUCAGCACCAGGAUCACGAUGAUAAUGUAGAGAACGAGGCACAGCCCUCGCGACCUGCUAGCAAGGACGACGACAGCGGCCCCAAACCUUUGUUGCCAUGGCUGGAAGAUGCCGAAAUUGAUAGUGAUGAUCCUAUCGUUACUCUGGCUAUCUGGGUCAACUUCAUUGCCAAUGCUGUUCUCCUUGCCGGAAAACUUGUCGUUAUCAUGUCUGUCCCAUCCAUGUCGGUUCUUGCCAGUCUGGUCGAUGCUGUGCUAGACUUUCUCAGCACUGUUAUUGUAUGGAUAACCACGCGUCUCAUCUCUUCCAGCCAUCACGACCAGUACAGUUAUCCUGUCGGCCGCCGCAAGCUCGAACCUCUUGGUGUUCUUGUCUUCUCUAUCAUCAUGAUCACAUCUUUCUGUCAGGUCGGGCUCGAAUGUAUUCAGCGCCUCAUGAGCCCCGAGCACCCUAUUCUCGAAUUGGGCGUUCCUGCUAUCGCGAUCAUGGUUUCUACCAUUGUCAUCAAGGGUGCCUGCUGGGUCUGGUGCCGUCUCGUUAAGAAUUCGAGUGUUCAAGCACUAGCCGAAGAUGCAAAGACAGAUGUUAUUUUUAACACAGGCUCUAUCCUGUUCCCUAUUAUCGGUUUCUACGGACGAAUCUGGUGGCUCGACGCCGUUGGAGGCCUGCUUCUCUCCAUGGUGGUCAUCUUGAAUUGGAGCCAAACGUCGGCGCACCACGUUCGCAACCUCUCGGGUUUCUCAGCUCAGCCUGAUGAGCGUAAUCUCCUGUUGUACCUGACAAUGCGCUUCGCCACAGCCAUUCGCCAGAUCCAGAACUUGCGCGCAUAUCACGCCGGUGACAAGUUGUUUGUUGAGGUCGAUAUCGUGCUCUCUGCUGCGACACCACUCAAGGAUAGUCACGAUCUUAGCGAAGUGCUCACCUACUUCCUUGAGUCUGUGCCCAUUGUCGACAGAGCUUUUGUUCAUGUCGACUAUACUAGCUAUAACGCCCCGACUCAUAUGCUCAAGGGGUCCGCUGCAAAGCCGAAAUAA